This is a messenger RNA of Hyla sarda, 4360 nucleotides long. It is a transcript of the gene RPH3AL, whose product is annotated as rabphilin 3A like (without C2 domains). Bases 252 to 1313 code for a protein of 353 amino acids. Gene Ontology annotation, molecular function: small GTPase binding. The record is from RefSeq and is a predicted model, not a curated record. Lineage: Eukaryota; Metazoa; Chordata; Amphibia; Anura; Hylidae. The transcript is spliced from 11 exons. Gene Ontology annotation, biological process: intracellular protein transport.
GCCCUCAGUAUAGAGGAGACACACAUGUAGCUGUCCCCACCUGUGACUCAGCCUGGCCUUGUGACGUACAGCGGCUCCUGUGGUGACUGACUGGCCAGGUCCGCUCCCCGCCAGCUGCUCGCUUCACUGAUAGCAGACACUGUCAGCACAGCCGGGAUCCACACUGCCCGGAGCGGGGCCAUACACGGGAGGCGGCUGAGGUAGAUUCUGCGGAGACGAGCCGUGACUGGGAGAAGUUAUGACAGCCUGGGAUGGAUGGAGAAGACGGAAAAAGGGAAGAACUCCAAUCAGAGGAGACGUCAUCUAUCAUCAUGACAGAUACCAUUUUUGGCAAUGGAGCAGAUCAAUGGGUGUGCCCCAAUGACAGACAACUAGCCCUCAGAGCCAAGCUCCAGACCGGUUGGUCAGUACACACCUUUCAAACGGACAAGCAGAGAAAGAGUCAGUCACUUGACCAAAAUGAGAUAGAGUCAAUUCUCCAAGUCAUUAGAAGGGCCGAGAAAGUAGAUACCCUGGAACAACAGAGAAUUGGACGUCUGGUGGAAAGACUAGAAAAUAUACGGAAGAAUGUGAUGGGAAAUGGGAUUUCCCAAUGCCUGCUGUGUGGGGAGCACCUCGGAAUACUAGGCACCACUUCUGUCUUUUGCCAAGACUGUAAAAAGAAAGUCUGCACAAAAUGUGGAAUUGAAACAAUCAGCAACCUGAAGAGGCCCACCUGGCUCUGUAAAAUAUGCAGUGAGCAAAGAGAGGUCUGGAAGAGAUCAGGAGCUUGGUUUUACAAAGGUAUCCCAAAAUAUAUUCUACCAUUGAAAAUUUCAAGUAAAACUAGGGAACUUCACCUGAGGCAUGCACAAGCUGAGUCUCAGAUUCAAGAUGUGAGGACUUUUGUAACAAAUCGGACAUAUACCUGGGCAAAAGGAAGAGUGGCCUCCAGUGAUAGUGAAAGUGACUCUGAAUUAAGUUCUUCAAGUUUAGAUGAGAAAGUUUCAUCUGAUUCCAAAGAGAAGUCCCGAAAAACAAGAAUUGACUCUGUUUCAAGUACUGAGCCUACUUUAACUUUGGCUGGUCAUCAGAAAAAACAUUUUGGUGGAAUGCACUCCAGUGGCUUAUCAGGCAGUUUGAAUAGUCUUGGUAGUGAUCGUGGAGGUGCUGGAAGUGCCACUGAAAGCUGUCCUGGAGAAUUUAUUGAAGGCUAUGAUAGUGACAUCAGCAGACGUGGUCCAGAAGAGAAGAUUGCAAAAUAUCUGAAAAGAAGAAAUGCUGCUCGUCAUGUAUUGGGAAAACAUCAUGGAAGUGAGAAUAUGCGCCGCUGACCACAUAGGAAUUAACGAAGUAUAUGCUUGAAUUGAAAUAGAAAAUUUUGUGAAGGACAAAAUUCCAAACUGCAAAUUCUGUCAUGAAUCUGUCAUCAAGUGCUAGUCUAUAAAUGGUGUGUGUUGUGUGAAUUAUUUUAGCCAUUGUUUGAAUAUUUGCAUUUAAGUACUUUAAUAUAAUAAGUGUUUAUUAACUAACUAUAUUAUUAUGAAAAAAAUAUUGUUUAUGAAUGUGUAUGUUUAAGAAUAUUGUGUGUAUUGGUUUUUGUGAAAGACUUCAGCUUGUAAAGCUAACUUGUUUAGAUAAUUGUAUGUUUCUGUAUUUUCUUUUACUGUUUAAAACCCUCUGAAAUAACUGCAGUAAUUAAAGGGGUACUCCGGUGGAAAACUUUUUUUUAAAUCAACUGGUGCCAGAAAGUUACAGAUUUGUAAAUGACUUCUAUUAAAAAAUCUUCACCCAUCCACUACUUAUUAGCAGCUGUAUGCUACAGAGGAAAUUAUUUUGUUUUUGGAUACUUUUUUGUCUUGUCCACAGUGCUCUCUGCUGACACAUGAUGCCUAUAUUAGGAACUGUCCAGAACAGGAGAAAAUCCCCAUAGCAAACCUAUGCUGCUCUGGACAGUUCCUGACACGGACAGAGGUGUCAGCAGAGAGCAUUGUGGACAACACAAAAACGAAAUUCAAAAAUAAAAGAAUUUCCUCUGUAUUAUAUAAAUAGAAGUAAUUUAAAAAUCUGUUUAACUUCCUGGCACCAGUUCAUUUAAAAAAAAAAAGUUUUCCAUAGGAGUACCCCUUUAAGACAACUACAGAAAUGAGCCACCCAAAACAUAUUUCUAUACACAUAAUUAUAUUUCUUUUUUGUUUUUAGUGUAGGGGAUCACUAGGGAAACGAAACAGAAAAGCAGACCUUAUUCCAGGUUUACAACUGCAGCACAUUUAUAAAUCUGCCUCAGUGGGUCCAGUAGAUCUGGUUAUCUCUUUUGUUAUUGCUGAGCCAGAUACAUUGUGCUAACUUAUUUCCCCUGCAUAAAGACAGUAGGAGCAAGACUGCGUUUCUUCCUGACACAAUCCUCACACCCUGAACACAAGUAAAUACAACUUCACAGGACUAAAUAUCAGAAAGCUGGUGAAGAACUUGGGUAUUGUCAAUGGAUUUCAUUGAUAGUGGACACACUAUUAUUAUAUUUUAUUAUGUAUAUUUCUGGGUGUUAACUUUAAAGGUGCUUGUUUAUAUUAUGCUACUAUAUUUUAAAUAUAUUUUUGUUUAUUUUACUUUAACAAUUCAAUACUCUCUAUUGAGUCCUAUAUACAUAUAUUACAAAGAUAUUGAAUAGAAAAAAAAUAAUUUAGCUCACCCCUUUUACUUUUCUGUAGAAAUUGAAAAUUGCUGUACAGGUACAUGAGGACAUGGCAGACUGGAUCCCAUGUAGUAGUAAACGGAAAAAUUGAAGGAUUUCCUUCAGCAUCAAUGCCUCUUGUUAAAAACUCAUCCGUUACUUGGAAUAAUUAACAAACACAUAUAUCCAAUGUGUACAGCAGGUAUAUACAUUAAUUUCAUGUGUUUUUAGCCAUAUAACGGUUCUUAAUCGUAGAGACUCUUAGAGAUUUGUAGCCCUUCUAAGCUUAGAAACAGGUACAAUUGAUGAAGUAAUGUAAAUACCUACUGUGCUCAUGGAUAUAUAAAUAUAUAUGUGUGUGUGUGUGUGUGUUUAAUGGAUUUCUAAUAAAGGAUGCAUUUUUAAUAAGAUUCAUUGAUGCUGGAGGAAGUCCUUCUUUUCAUCUGGUUAGGGAGAUAUAUUCUUUUACUAUGUAUUUACACUGAAGUAUCUUUAAAGCUUGAAGAUAUAUAGCUAAAAUACAAAAAACACUUUGUAUUAUUCAAUGUAUAAAAUGUUAAUAAAUGGGUUUAACUUUCUAUCUGGGAAUACAAAAAAAGUAGAAGUAACUUCUGUUCAUCGUCUUGCUUAACAUACUGUUUUCUGUGAUAUUUUUGCUAGAAUUCUUAAAUUCUGUUUGGCUUGUUUCAACUGUGUAAUACAUCAGAUUAUAUAUCUUAUAUUACAAAAUUAAUUCAAGAAAAAUAAAAAUGAAGUACCGGUACUCUACAUUUUUAGGUGAGCCAGCACAGCUACAGAGGCAGAUAAUAUCCUCUCAACAAAAAGGUCUACAGGGGCAUCUUGACUAUGAAUAGGAGGUGGAAUAGAGUAGAUCAGUCACACACAAAUUUGACUGCAUUUUCCUACACCUAGAGCCAAAUAUGGUCUUUUUAUAGUUCAUAACACUUCAUAGAUUGCUGCCACAAAAUACAUCUCAGCCAUUGGCGAACUUACACUUCAACUCUUCCUUGAACAGUCUUGUUUUAAUCUAAUCCGGUCUUGUUCUUAACAAAGAAAACCAUGCAUUCCUUCUUUUUCUGAGAACUAUAAGAGAACAGAUAGACUGCUGACCUUUUCCAGAAAAUGGAUAUAGUAGGAUAUUGUCUUACUUAAAAGGAAUGUCCCAAGCGGAUUUUAGGCUCUCUCAGUUCAACACCAACCUGUUUCUGAGAACAGUAAUAGGUUGAAACUGUCUGGUACAAUAUAAUGUAAAAAAAAUACAUUUGAUAGCCUGGAAAACAUUAGUAAAGCUACAAGGGAGAGUGGCACGAAUAACAUUUCAGAGAAAACCCCUACAUCCAUGACUUCUUACUGGUAACUUCAACAUAUCAUGUGCUGUUAUCAAAGUUCUUUUUUUCUACAUGAUGCUGCCAGAAUAUACAAGGGCAUCAUCACUGUCAACCCAUUUUUGUCCUGGUUAUCAGGUUUGUGGCCACUAAAUUGUCCUCUGUUGACCCCUAUAACUCUUUUAUUUUUCAGUAUUUGUGCUGUAUGGGGGCUCACUUUUUAUCACUUUGUUUUGAUGGAACUUUUUGAUUGCAGUUUAUAAUUUUUUUGUGGUAUAGGACGUGACCAAAAAUAAGUAAUUCAGGACGUUGGUAUUUUUUUUUUUAAUUUACACCAUUCACUGUGGGGUUUCAUUAACAUUAUAUUUUAAUUGUUCGGACAUUU